Messenger RNA from Drosophila innubila, 3299 nucleotides. Its product is annotated as zinc finger protein 37. Gene Ontology annotation, cellular component: nucleus. The coding region runs from base 159 to 2879 and encodes 906 amino acids. Gene Ontology annotation, molecular function: DNA-binding transcription factor activity; zinc ion binding; RNA polymerase II cis-regulatory region sequence-specific DNA binding. The record is from RefSeq and is a predicted model, not a curated record. Gene Ontology annotation, biological process: regulation of transcription by RNA polymerase II. The transcript is spliced from 4 exons. Lineage: Eukaryota; Metazoa; Arthropoda; Insecta; Diptera; Drosophilidae.
UGCCACCAGAUCUGGGCAAAAUUGUCGUUCAAGUGAAAAUGUAAGAAAAAAAAACCACAAUUUACAAACAUUGAGAAACGCAAUGCUGCGGUAAUAAUUAUUGCGUAAAUUAACAAAUAACUGAUUGAUAAAUAUAUACGCACACGAACGCAUUUGAAAUGCCAGACACAUUCAGCGAAUUCGAUGCGGAGCGCGUCUGUCGCGUUUGCCUGCGCGAAGUGGGCGAUUUCUACUUCAUCUACGAUGAGGCGCCCGUGGAGCAGGGCGCGAACAUUGCCCAGAUACUGAAUGAAUGCACGCGUUACACCUGCGAGCGGUUCGACAAGAUGCCGCAUCAUAUGUGCGAUACGUGCAUUAAGGCCGCCUGCCAAGCGUAUCGCUUCAAACGAGACGCUGAGAAGGCCUAUCGCUCCCUGGUCGCGAUCCUGGGACAGACUCCGGCAGCGAAGCCAAACAGCAGCGAUGUUUGCACCCAGACGGAACAGUUACCAAUGCUGCCUUGUGGCAUUUGCAAUGAGGAAUUUCUCAACAUUAUUGAGCUGCGUAUGCAUCGCAAUCAGCAGCACAAAUAUAUCGAGGAACUCAAGUGCAAAUUGUGUGGUGCACAAUUUGAACAAUUUCGACAAUUGCGCAGUCAUCUUGUGGAGAAGCACGAUCAAAAAACAACAUCAACAUUCAUGCAACGUCGCGUUGAAUGCCGCGAGUGUAAUCGCGCCUUUAGUCGGCGGGAUCAUCUGCUUCGUCAUAUGCGCACAGUGCACAAGUCGGAUAAACAGCGCCGGACGCUGACCGAGCAGGAGGAGGAUACAAUCUGGGCACCUGCCGACGAGACAACCAUGCACAGUGGCGAUGAAUUGGAAUCAGCUGCCGUUUUACUCAAUGACCAAUGCUCCGACGAUGAUGAUAACGAGAACAUUGAGAGUGUCUAUCAAAGCCAUACGAAUCCCAUAUCAAGCAACGAGGAGGCUGACGAUGAUGAGGCCGAUGCCGAGGCUAAGCAAUCCCUUUGGCUGCAUAUUAAACCCGAACCAGAAGCCGAACCGGAGCUAGAACAUUGUCCGGCUCCAAUAGAGGCGCAAGUAACGCGCGAGAGGCGUAAAAGAAAAGCAAAGAUACAGGCAGAUCAGAAGGAGGAGGAGGCAAAGGAGGAGCAGAAAAGUGCAGCCAGAAAUGAGCUGGCAACAACAGAAGUUAAGGAGGAGCCACUAGCAGAGCCACAAUUACCCAUUAAACAGGAGCGACAGCGUGUUGAUAGCGUUAAUGUGGAUGCAGUGGAAGAUUUGAAGGGGACACCCACAACAGCGAAUGUGCUGCACAGCUCCGAUGAUGAGGAGGAUCAGGAUGAGGAAGAUUUUUGCAAUGAUGACAAUGACAGCGACUUGGAUUACAUUGACGAAGACGAAGCUGACGAUGAGCGAGAGUUGACAGUCGCUGCUACCACCAAGGAUAAGUCAAAGAAGCUGCCACAAGCUGUGGCACCUGUGGAAAUCGUGCGAGAAUAUUUGCAGAAACCAUCGACGGCCAAACAACGACGUCGUCGUCGCAAUAAUAAACAAACUGAUGGCGAACCAAAUGCCAAUCCCGAGAAUCGUUGUGACGUCUGUCAGCGCACAUUCUCCCGCCACUGUCACUUGUUGCGCCACCAAUUGUCGCAUCUGGAGAAGAAGCCGCUCAGUUGUCCGCAUUGCUCCAAGGGAUUUGCACGCAGCGAUCAUUUAAAGGCGCAUAUACAGAGUUUGCAUGGCAACAAGGAGCACAAGUGUGUUCUAUGUGAAGCAGCCUUUACACGUCCCGAUGCCCUCGAGCGGCACAAGCUGAGCAAACACAAUGGCGAGGGUCUCGAUGCGAACAGCGAACUCAAGCUGCAACUGAGCGAACACACAUGUGAAUACUGCUCCAAGAGAUUCUCCAGCAAGACAUAUCUGCGCAAGCAUACGCUCCUCCACACGGAAUUCCUUUAUGCCUGCAAAACUUGCGAUGAGACAUUCAAGGAGCGCCAACAGCUGCGCAGCCAUGAGAAGACGCACACGGGUCAGCGGAACUUCCUCUGUUGCAUAUGCGGCGACAGUUUUGCCCGCAACGAUUAUCUGCGCGUCCACAUGCGCCGUCACAAUGGAGAGAAGCCCUACAAGUGCCGUUACUGCACCAAGGCAUUUCCCCGUGCCACAGAUCUCAAGGUGCACGAGCGGUAUCACACGGGCACCAAACCGAAUCUGUGCAACACGUGUGGCAAGAGCUUUCAUCGCGCCUACAAUCUCACCAUCCACAUGCGGACACACACGGGCGAGCGUCCGUACAAGUGUGAUCAGUGUCAGAAGAGCUUCAGUCAGAGCAAUGAUCUGAAGGCGCACAUAAGACGCCACACGGGCGAGCGUUACAAGUGUCCACAUUGUGAUGCCUACUUUCUGCAACUUUACCACAUGCGCAACCAUUGUCUCAGCGCCCACAACAAGCAUAUUGAAACGAAAACGGGAAGGCUACAACGCACUGGACUCCUGGAUGAACCGACGCAUUCGCAUCUCACCACGGUUGUAAUUCCGCCCACACGUUUCCAGACAGAUGCUGCAACAGUGACCACAACAACAACAACAGCGGCGGCGGCAUCUGCAACAAUUGCCACACCAAUUAUACAUUCACCUGUCACCUACAACACAAACACAAACACAGCAUCCCCUGCAUCUGUAACUGUGCCCAUUACGUUACCCCUUGUUCCGGACACAGCUGUUGGAUUUGUUGGUGCUGCGAAUAAUGCCACAGCAACGACAACGGCGCCCUUUGGGGCAUUCAACAUAGCGCCCGUUGUGAUGGCCCAUCUCAUGUACAACCAUGGAGGCAACAGUCAACAGAGCAAUGCCAGCGGCAGCGAGACAGGAAAAUAGCCGAUGUUGCAACAACAACAACAAGAACAAGAACAACAACAACCGAAGAAGACUUACAUCACCAACAGUAGAAUUCUAUUAAGAGCGUCUCUCUUAAAGCUAUAAUACCCUAUGAUACUCGUAUCAUGCAAAAUGGGGUUUAUCAUGCUCAAAACCAAUUUCUUCUGUAACUCGCUGUUUUACCAGUGACUAAACUAAACGUUGAAAUUUCUUGAUUACAUUGUUAAUAUUAAAUAAGUAACUAUCUAUAAUAAUAUAAGAACGUUUCAAUGCUUUUAUAUUUAUGUUUAACAUGUAUGCAAUUUUUAAUGAAAUUAUAAAAAAAUAACUCAUAUUUGUACAACUAAGAAUAUAGCUUUUAAUAUUGCAAAUACACAUGCAAACAUGUUCAAAAUGAAAAUGGAGCAAAGAAUGAAAAAA